Molecule: messenger RNA, 417 nt
Organism: Phialemonium atrogriseum
Lineage: Eukaryota; Fungi; Ascomycota; Sordariomycetes; Cephalothecales; Cephalothecaceae
Product: eliciting plant response-like protein
Exons: 3
Coding region: 1-417 (138 amino acids)
Source: RefSeq, a predicted model, not a curated record
AUGCACUUUUCCAACCUCCUCGGUAUCUUCUCCCUAGCAGCCGCGGCGGCCGCCACAACUGUCUCCUACGACACCGGCUAUGACGAUCCUAAUCGGUCCCUGGAAGUCGUGAGCUGCUCCGACGGGGCAAACGGCCUGAUGACCAAGUACGGUUGGCAAAAGCAGAGCAACAUCACCCGCUUCCCAUUCAUCGGCGGGGUUGAGGCCGUGGCCUCGUGGAACUCUCCAAGCUGCGGAACUUGCUGGUCGGCCACUUACAAUGGCAGGACCAUCUACGUUCUCGCCAUCGACCAUGCUGCGGCCGGCUUGAACAUUGCCUUGGACGCUAUGAACAACUUGACAAAUGGUCAGGCUGUGAGCCUCGGCAGGGUUGAUGCUGUGGUUUCCCAGGUUGACCUGAAAGACUGUGGAUUGUAA